Molecule: messenger RNA, 813 nt
Organism: Blepharisma stoltei
Lineage: Eukaryota; Ciliophora; Heterotrichea; Heterotrichida; Blepharismidae
Source: the annotation of a GenBank genome assembly
AUGCUGGAUUUUUCUUUAAGUUGCAAUCAAUGCAUAGAUGAAGUUUUUACAUUUACCAUAAUAAUGUCAAAUUACUUCUUACCCUUCAAUUUUAUAUUUUCGACACCAUUUAAAAUCGAUACUUUGCUAAAAAAUAUAAAAUCAAGCGAAACUCUUGCUAAUGUUUUAAGUCUUGCCGAAAAUUCAGUAUUGAAUGAAAGCACAUUAAGUAUAAUUUUAUCAGAGAUUGAUCUUUCUUUGUUUGAAGACACAACUAUAUUGGUAAACUUUUUUUGCGGAAGUAAAGAAAUUUUAGCCCAUUCUUUUAAUUAUUUUAAAAAUGAACUUAAAAAAUUUGGAGACAAUCGAAGUGAUGUUAUGGUUAGCAUCAUUCUAGAAGCUUUUACAUUUUAUACAUUGAAUGUUGAUAAAAAAUCAGCAUGGGAUAUAUGCAUUAAUACCUCAAUUGAUGAGUUUAUGCAAGAAUCUGAAUACUUUAAUGAUUUUAAAGAUGGCCUCAAAGAUCUUGCGGAUGCUCAAUUAGCAUGCGCUUGCUAUUCUCCUGAUUUUCUUGAUGCUUAUUUUAAUUGCCUUACAUCGGUCGAUUCAAAAUCGCUGAGUGAAACAAAAGAAUAUCUCCCAAUGUUUGUUUUAUAUUUGAAAAAAGGCUCAAAUAAGGAUAUAUCAAAAAAUAAAGUCAUAGCACAAUAUUUUUGUAGCUUGAUUGAUCAGAUAAAAUAUGAUAUUUAUUCAAACGAAAUGGAAUUUAUGUCUUUUUUUAAAUUACAUUUUCAUAUCUCCCAGAAAUCCAAAAAGAAAUUGCAGAGCAUCUAA